AUGGAUUUUAUAUAUCGAAAAUUUUUUGACAAUAAACCAUCUGAGGGCGAAACGCUGACUCAAUUAUUUAAUAAAUGUAAACGGGGGUUUAUAUUCAAUGGAGAUAAACCUAAAAAAGCUGAUAUUAAUGCAUUUGAGGUUGAUAAAUAUGAAAUUAAUCUAACUGAACAUUUUUCUUCAUUCGAAAUAGAAUGUAGCAAUGAAUUGGAGAUUUUUUGCAGCACAAAUUUUAUAUUAGACGGAAAGUUUAAAGCUGGCUUAUCUUGGCUUUCUGUUUUUCUAGGAGUAUCACAUAAUAACGUUGAGCAAAAACUUGUACGUUUUGAAACAUUCGUUAAAUAUUCAUGUAAAAAAUGGGAAAGAGCAGAAGUCAAAAUUCCCAAAUCAUGCAUUAAACCAACUGAGAAAUUUAUUUCAGAUGUAAAAACCGCAUUAAGUAAGGGUACAAAUGAUGAAAAAUUAAAUGCACUUCUGAAAUUAACAGAAACAUAUGGUAGUUUUUAUACAUGUCGUCUUGUUUUUGGUAAAGCUGAAAUCAAUGAAAUAAUUUCUGAGAAUAGUUCAAGUGAAAGUUCAAAAACAAAUGUAACUGAAGUUACGGCCGGAAUCGAAUCUGGUUUGCAUGUUAAUGCAAGUACUACUGUUAGAACUGAGAAUAAUAGAAGGAAUCGUUGUGAUAAUAAAUUUUCGAAAAGUAAAAGUCUAGUUAUUGGCAAUGAUGAUUUAAGCAAUUAUGCUAAAUGGGAUAUAAUUGCAUAUGAUGAGAUUUAUUUGAUUUUUGAUCUUCUGGAAAAUGACUAUUCCGACUUACGGAAAGAAAUUUUAGAUAUUUUGGGUCAACGAAUAUUAUCAGCAGGCGUUAGUGACAUCAUUGAAUAUGAUUUCGCAACACCAUUUAUUUAUCCGUUGGAAACAAAACUAACAAAAGUAGAAGACAUCCAUAAAUGCCAUAUUUUUGCAUCAAUCAUGAAUGAGAACGCCAAGACUGCAUUAUCUUUGCGCGUUGAGUAUGAAGACGAAUAUACCCCCAUAAUCGUUGUUCAUCUAAUCCAACAUAAAUAUAAAAAGAAACUUUCAUUUUUUAGACAAAAAAAAAAUACAUUUUCAUUUAAACUUGGUUGGAUUAUUGUUGGUCAACCAAAGAAUUUCGAUUUCGAUUUGACAGAAUCUUCUUAUCCAGUAAUUCUUAGAAGUUAUACACUCUCAAAUCUUAAAAUGGAGAAUAAUCGUAUACGGAUUUCCUUUGAUAAAAUUCCAAAACUUCAUGAACAAAAACUUAAAGAAACUUGUAUCUUAAGCACAUGUGUAUUAAAAUUAACUUCAGAAAAUGAAAGUUCAAAGCAAAUAAUUAUUGGCGCACAUGUUUCACCUUCUAUUCAUUCUGUUUGUUUGUUUGCUUAUAAUCAUGAUAGUGAAAUGAAUUGUGUAGAUGAAAAUAUUUUGCAAAAUUUAUCUUUAUAUUUUUGCACUGUUGAUGUAAACAAUUCUCACAAAACUUUCGAAUUUGGUCAAACAAUCGUUAAAUGGCGUCAGAGCCAUAAACAACCAAAUAUGUUUUAUGGAUGUGAGGAUCCAUGUGAUAAGAAUAUUUUCCCCGGAAAUGAGAAAAACAUUCUUUCCUCCUUUUUGGCGAACUCCUACGAACAAGGCAGAGUCUAUGGAAAUCAAAUAAUAUUGGUGAACCAACUUGUUGAUUGUUCUACAAAUUGCGAGCAUGGUUCAGUUAAUGUAAAUCUUAAUGAAGUCAUUUUUGGGUCAUUCAAGUCGGAAUGUAUGAAGUGCAACAUUGUAAAAAUUGCAUAUAUGAUAGUUACUCCAAAAAAGUAA
Molecule: messenger RNA, 1827 nt
Organism: Dentiscutata heterogama
Lineage: Eukaryota; Fungi; Glomeromycota; Glomeromycetes; Diversisporales; Gigasporaceae
Source: the annotation of a GenBank genome assembly